This is a messenger RNA of Miscanthus lutarioriparius, 339 nucleotides long. The record is from the annotation of a GenBank genome assembly. NCBI's taxonomy places the organism in Eukaryota, Viridiplantae, Streptophyta, Magnoliopsida, Poales, Poaceae.
AUGCCGACGCUGACGAAGCUGUACAGCAUGGAGGAGGCUGCCCUCCACAACACGCCCGACGACUGCUGGGUCGUCGUCGACGGCAAGAUAGGUAAGGAUGCUACAGAAGAAUUUGAUGAUGCAGGGCACAGCAAGAGUGCCAAGGAGCUAAUGCAGGACUACUUCAUUGGAGAGUUGGACCCAACUCCUGAGAUUCCUGAGAUGGAGGUUUUCAGGAAGGAACAGGACAUGGGAUUUGCCAGCAAGGUUAUGGACAAAGUCGUGCAGUACUGGGCAAUCCCAGCAGCUGUAAUUGGGAUAUCAGCUGUUAUUGCCAUAUUGUAUGCGCGAAGGAAGUGA